AUGGGUACAGUGACCCCCCUACUCUACAGUCCCCCUACUCUACAGUCCCCCUACUCUACAGCCUCCCUACUCUACAGCCCUCCCUACUCUACAGCCCUCCCUACUCUACAGUCCCCCUACUCUACAGCCCCCUACUCUACAGUCCCCCUACUCUACAGUCCCCCUACUCUACAGUCCCCCCUACUCUACAGCCCCCUACUCUACAGUCCCCCUACUCUACAGUCCCCUACUCUACAGUCCCCCCUACUCUACAGCCCCCUACUCUACAGUCCCCCCUACUCUAAGUCCCCCCUACUCUACAGUGCCCCCUACUCCACGCCCCCCCCUACUCUACAGUCCCUCCCUACUCUACAGCUCCCCCCUACUCUACAGCCCCCCCUACUUCUACAGUCCCCCCUAUCUAACGCGCCCCCUACUCUAACAGCGCCCCCUACUCUACAGCGCCCCCUACUCUACAGCUCCCCCCUACUCUACAGCUCCCCCCUACUCUACAAGCCCCCCCUACUCUACAGCUCCCCCCUACUCUACAGUCCCCCCUAUCUACAGUCCCCCUACUCUACAGCCCCCCUACUCUACAGUCCCCCCUACUCUAAAGUCCCCCCUACUCUAAAGUCCCCCUACUCUAAAGUCCCCCCUACUCUACAGGCCCCCUACCUAGUGCCCCCUACUCCACGGCCCCCCCUACUUACAGGCCCCCCUACUCUAACAGUGCCCCCUACUCUAAAGUCCCCCCUACUCUGA
Messenger RNA from Salvelinus sp. IW2-2015, 741 nucleotides. The record is from RefSeq and is a predicted model, not a curated record. Lineage: Eukaryota; Metazoa; Chordata; Actinopteri; Salmoniformes; Salmonidae.